Molecule: messenger RNA, 2062 nt
Organism: Dunckerocampus dactyliophorus (ringed pipefish)
Lineage: Eukaryota; Metazoa; Chordata; Actinopteri; Syngnathiformes; Syngnathidae
Gene: ssbp3b
Product: single stranded DNA binding protein 3b
Exons: 18
Coding region: 236-1363 (375 amino acids)
Biological process (GO): positive regulation of transcription by RNA polymerase II
Cellular component (GO): nucleus
Molecular function (GO): single-stranded DNA binding; protein binding
Source: RefSeq, a predicted model, not a curated record
GCGGUUGGAGUGCGAGAGGGUCGCGGCCGCGAUGAUCCGACAGAUGAAGAAAUAAUAAGAGGGGCGACAAAAAGGGGGAAGAAAGCGUCUAUUCUACUACACACAACAAUGUUCCCGAAAGGCAAAGGUACCCCGGUGCCCUCGGACGGCCAAGCCCGAGAAAACCUCCUUGGCAGCCAUUGUUCACCAGACCCGCGAGUACCUCUUUGCUCCUCAUACUACAUUUAUUCUUUCAAUGUACACAUUAACUCUUCAUUGUAUUUUACACAGGUUGGCUCUCUACGUCUAUGAAUAUCUGCUUCACAUCGGAGCACAGAAGUCGGCACAGACCUUUUUGUCAGAGAUACGGUGGGAGAAGAACAUAACUCUUGGAGAACCCCCUGGAUUCCUGCAUUCCUGGUGGUGUGUGUUCUGGGAUUUAUAUUGUGCUGCACCGGAGAGGAGAGAGACAUGUGACCACUCCAGUGAAGCAAAAGCCUUCCAUGACUAUAGUGCAGCAGCAGCCCCCAGCCCGGUAAUGGGUGGUAUGCCCCCUGGUGAUGGUAUGCCGGGAGGACCGAUGCCGCCUGGAUUUUUUCAGGGUCCUACUGGUCCCCAGGGCUCUCCUCACCCUCAGCCUCCUCCCCCUAACAAUAUGAUGGGACCACACAGUCAGUCCUUCAUGUCGCCUCGCUUUGCCGGAGGCCCAAGAGGUCCCCCCAUAAGGAUGGCAAAUCAGCCCCCAGGCGGAGGACCAGGCCCUCAUCCCAUGUUGCCUAAUAUGGACCCCACACGACCACAAGGUCACCCUAACUUGGGGCCCAUGCAGAGAAUGAGUGGCCCUCGAGGCAUGGGGCCAAUGGGUCCUGGCCCUCAGAACUUUGGUGGUGGGAUGAGGCCCCCACAUAACACCAUGGGUCCCGGCAUGCCAGGAGUGAACAUGGGUCCUGGGACAGGUCGGCCAUGGCCCAAUCCGAAUAAUGCUAACUCUAUGCCUUACUCAUCGCCAUCUCCUGGCGCUUACGGGGGAGCAUCUGGAGGAGGACCACCAGGGACUCCGAUCAUGCCCAGCCCUGCAGACUCCAACAACUCUGGUGACAAUUUGUACACCAUGAUCAACACUGGACCUGGCAACCGAAAUAAUUUUCCCAUGGGCCCUGGCUCUGAUGGACCCCUAGGAGCCAUGGCUGGGAUGGAACCACAUCACAUGAACGGGUCACUAGGCUCUGGCGACAUGGACGGCAUGAACAAGAAUUCUCCAAACAAUUUAAGUGGCAUUAGCAAUCCUCCCGGGACCCCAAGGGAUGAUGGAGAGCUGAGUGGGAACUUCCUCCACUCCUUUCAGAGCGAGAAUUACUCUCCAACCAUGACGAUGAGCGUGUGACCUCCUCCUCAUCACUCCUCCAUGUCCCGACUGCCCUACCCAGCCUAAUUUGCCAUCAUUCCAAGGAUUUGAACUCCCUAUCAGCCAAACACAUCAGCAAAGAAUCAGGGAUCCACACCUUUAAAAAUAAAUUUAAAAAAAAAAAGUCUCCUUGCUCAAAGAAAGUGAAGGACAAUUUAUCCAUAUUUGUCGCAAACCAGCUACUGAAUCAUCUCCCUAUUAGUCCUCUCUGUCACCUUUUAGAGCAAACACUUGUUUACCUCUUGUACUUUUUAUUAUGGGUUAUUGCUUGGUGCAGGAAGUGUCUCCCACUUUCAAACACUGGAGAGUGUACAUACAUACAGUACAUUGUGAGCUUUCGAAGUCGUUUUUUGGUUUUAUUUUUUUAUUAUUGCUUCUUGCCACAACAGUCGCUGCCUGCCUUACUGAUAGACAUCAGCCAUGCUUGUUCCCUGCUUAGUGUUGAUUCCGGUCAGUCUUCAAAUGAAAUAAGAAGCUCAGAAUUAUGUCACACACUGCCCGACAUUGUAAUAUUUUGUUCUAUUUAAGUAUUUUUUUGUUAUCGUGAUGACCUUUCACAGUAUGUAUGUCAAAGCGAUCCCAUUCACGCCAAUGCAUGAAUGCUGAGACUCCUGUGUACAAACAUACUACCUAGUGCUGCUGUGUGGACACCUGCUUUAAAACAUCCUAAUUGUCGUA